Molecule: messenger RNA, 770 nt
Organism: Theileria parva strain Muguga
Lineage: Eukaryota; Apicomplexa; Aconoidasida; Piroplasmida; Theileriidae
Exons: 5
Coding region: 60-770 (236 amino acids)
Source: RefSeq, a predicted model, not a curated record
UGAAUUUAGUGAUUAUUUUUAAUUCCAUAUCAUUUUUUUAAUUUAUAUAAAUAAUCGUUAUGGAAGUCUUGUUUACCCAGUAUGAAGACUCUCCAAUAAUAUACGAUGAAGUUGGUGAUCACCAGCCGCAUGUAGACUUCGUUUCCAGGAAGACAAACGCACAUUUAAUCGUUUCAAAUUUAAUUAAAUAUGGAAUUAGCUUACGAGUUUCUGAAGACAUUUUACAGCAUCUCUCUGACAAAAUCAUUUCAGUUUCUCCGACAUUCUAUUCAAUACAAUUUGGUGAAGAUGUGUAUGUUGAUUCCAGGGUAUGGAAUCACCUAGUGUUGAGCCUUUAUAACACUAAAUUAUCGUCAAUAGAGACUCAGGAAAUCGAUUCUAUAAUCAAUGAGAUUACAAAUUCUGAAUUGUACAUCGCACAAAAUAAUUUUAUUCAACUGAUUAAUAAUAAAUUCCCAUACGUACUCGAGAAUACUUUCGUGAAUAAGUUCAAUAAUAACGGAGUUUAUAUAUAUAACGCAUUUAAAGACGUUCCUAAAGUGUAUUAUUCUACAAAAAAAAAUUUCUUUCUUCAUUCAAUAGCGAUGAUUACGAUAAGGAAACACAUGCAGAUCCAAUCGACCAAAUCUGUUCAGUACGCUAUCAGCUAUUACUGGAGAGGUGCCGGGGAUAUAAUUUUAAUGAAUGGAUUGGGAUUGAAUCGCAUUCUUAUCUUAUGGCAGUUAGCGUCGAUUCAGUAUCGUUCAGUUCUGAAGGUGUUCAAUUGUUGA